GGCAGCAACAUCAAGGCAGAGGGAGCCACUGCAGAGAAGAGGCAGGGGGUGAAAGAGCCAUUCUCCCCAGCAGGGAGGCAAGCUUCUGGGUUCAGCAGGACGCAACUCUUCUUCAGGCUGGAGCUGCUGGAUGUCCAAAGCAGAAAAGGGGCUUUGCGGAGAAGGAGAAAAAGAUGCUUCUGGUCCUCAUAGGGGAAGCCCUGCGGUUUUGUCUUCAAGGGAGGAAGGGUCAGAGUGCAAGCCAGCGCCGGCGGGAGAUUUCCCCAGCAGCAGCCGCACCGUCCCAGCCUCAGGUUGCAGCAGCCCAGACACCGUGUCCCCGUCCUUGAUUGCGGAGGAUGAUGUCUUCUUUGACAGCAUGGCAGAGGAGAGGGAAGAUGCUUCUUCUCCAGAGCAGGAUGCCUGUCCAGGCACAGUCCACAGCAGCACGGAGGACCUCCUCUCUAUAGACUCCGCUCUCCAGGGCUCCGAGUACUACAAGGACUUGGGCAUCGUCGGGCCCGUGGAGAGUGGGGGCAGUGUAGCCACCCCGGCAGCCCUACAGCUCGAAUGGACAUCCCGGGGGGCCCCCAGCUGUUGCUUAUCAGCGGAGAAGUCCAGGGACUAUGCGGGGGUGCGUACCCAUGGCUCCUGCCCCUGUGGCCUUGCGGUGGAUCCCAGCUUGCAGGUGGCCUCUCACUACCUGGAUGCAGAUUGUGCCUGUUCGUGCGGCGCUGAGGGCCAAGGCAUCUUUGCUGGGGCAGAACUGGAACCGGCUCCAGAGAGAGAGGAACCCUUUCCGGUUUUGACCAGGUCCAUGUCUACCUCGCGGCGACACAGCUGGGAAACGCCCAUCUCUCCAACAGAUGGCCAGCACAGGCUCAGCCUGGAUGCCUCAGAGAUGGGGAGUGACACAGAAGCACGGGGGGAGGAUGAAAAGGAGAAGCAUCCUCCCGAUCUGUCCUCACCUCUAGCAGGACUAGCAGCUUGGAGUGGUGUUGGCAGUACAGUGAUCAGAGUGGAGAUUGAGCCCUUGUGCCCGGAGCUGGGCCUUGUGCAAAAGGCUGGCGAUGCUGCGGAUUUUGGACGCGGAGGUGGGAAGCGGCUGAGGUCCAAGUCUGUCCCGUCUCCACGCAUGUCCCGGAGCCUGGAGGUUUCACUUCCGGUUACUGUGGGGAUUGCGCCGCCUGUGCUGGAGAUGAUAGAAAAAGAACAAGUAGCCCCGGAGCAAGUGUUGAUGGUUCAACAGGUGCUGAAGGAGCUGACCCAGUAUCAUGGCACUAAGCAGAGGCUGUGUGUGCCUGAAGACAGCGGAGGAGCCCAGCAAAACCUGACCUGGUUUGAAUUCCUCUCUAAUGAGAGUGAAGAGAGUGGGAAGAGUGAUAAGGCCGAGAGGGGAACCAAAGUGAAGCGUCGGCUGAGCAAUCUGCGCAACCGCGUCACCGGAACAUGGCAGAAGGGUAAGAACAAAGACCGUGCGAAGGAGGUGGUGGAGGUGAAGGAGCGGACGCAGGCACUGCAUGGGCAUGAGCUGACACUGGGCGCCUUCUCUAACAGCACCUGCUGCUCUCUCUGUGGCAAGGCCCUGCUGAACAAAGUGGGGCUGCAGUGCGUGAAUUGUGCCGUGAAUGUCCACAAGAACUGCAAGACCCUCCUGUCUGAAUGCAGCAGUGCCCAACCCAAGCAAAAGGAUCUGCAGCUCCCCCCUCCGGGCUCCCCACCUAGUUCGCUCCAGAGAUCCUGUCCAGCCUCCUCUCUCAAGCAGCACCCACGGAGCACCCUCCUGGCCCCGGAUGGCGGCACCCCUGCCUUGCCCCGCGGUCUCGGUAUGACGAUCGCGCAGAGGGGAGGUUCGCCGUCUCCGCUGAGCACCACCUCUGUUGGAGCUGUCGGGAAGCUCGGCCUUGCUGGGGGAGAGAUGGACGAAGGGGAUUCAGGAAUCCUCAGGCUUAAACCAGCCUCUGAAGACGUUGUCUCGCUGGCACCGUCGACAACGGAAUCAGUCUUUGUGGAAGACGCUCACAUUGCCUCCUUGCGGAACGAGCUGGAGACGGACGCUCGGGAGUUCGAGGCUCAGUCGUGGAGUCUGGCGGUGGAGCAGAGUUAUGUGAGGAAACAGGAGAGGGAAGUCAUCAAGAGGCAAGACGUCAUAUACGAGCUGAUGCAGACGGAGGUGCACCAUGUCCGGACCCUGAAGAUCAUGCUGAAGGUCUACUCGCGAGCCAUGAGGGAGGAGCUUCAGCUUGGCACCGCUGCCAUCCACCGCCUCUUCCCCUGCGUGGAUGAGUUGCUGGAGCUUCACGGGGCCUUCCUCUCCCGGCUGAAGGAGCGUCGGAAGGAAGCCCUGGAGGAAGGCAGCGAGCGGAACUACGUCAUCCAGAAGAUCGGGGACCUCCUGGUGCAGCAGUUUUCAGGCGACACGGGAGAGCGGGUGAAGGAGAAGUAUGGCGUGUUCUGCAGCAGCCACGGGGAGGCUGUCAGCCACUAUAAAGAGCUGCUGCAACAGAGCAAGAAAUUCCAGAACCUGAUCAAGAGAAUCAGCAAUUCUUCCAUUGUGAGGAGGCUCGGUGUGCAAGAGUGCAACCUCUUAGUGACUCAGCGCAUCAUGAAGUACCCGGUCCUGGUGGAGCGCAUCCUUCAAAACACGGAAGCUGGCACGAAGGAGUACGAAGACCUGACCGUGGCGCUCUCCCUGAUCAAAGAGGCCAUCACGGCUGUCGACACCCAGGUGAACGAGUGUGAGAAGGGUCAGCGCCUCCGGGACAUAGUGGCCAAGAUGGAGCUCAAGUCCUCCGGGAAGUUCAGGAAUGGCCUUGUCUUCCGGAAGGAGGACGUGCUCCAGCGGCGCCUCCUGGUGGAUGGGAUGCUGUGUUGGAAAGCUGCCUCAGGGCGCCUGAAAGAUAUCCUGGCUGUUCUGCUGACAGACGUGCUUUUGCUGCUUCAAGAGAAAGACCAGAAGUACACGUUUGCCUCCGUGGACGCGAAGCCACCAGUGAUCUCUUUGCAAAAGCUGAUCGUCCGGGAAGUGGCCAAUGAGGAGCGGGCGAUGUUCUUGAUCAGUGCCUCCUUAAAGGGGCCGGAGAUGUAUGAGAUUCACACCACCUCCAAGGAAGACAGGAACUUCUGGAUGGCCCAAAUCCGCCAGGCUGUAGAGAGCUGCCCCGAUGAAGAAGAAGAGAUCCUUGCCAACCCCGAGGAGGAACGGAGGCAGGCGGAAACGAGGGCAGCGAAGCUGAAGGAAUUCCAAGAGCGCCUGAGCAUGAAAGACAACUUGAUCCUGCAAAGCCUGGGUGAGAAGCAGCAGAUCUACCUGGAGAUGGCGGAGAUGUAUGGAUUCGAGGACCCAGCUGCUGGCUCUUGUUCCCGGCUCAUCUGCCGAGCCGAGUGCCCUGAGAACCUGCAGGGGGAGGCUAUCCUCAAACGGGCUGUGACGGAAGUGGAGAGCCUCCAGAGUCUGAUUUUCACCCAGCUAGGGAAUGCGACCGCUCGCCCUGAGGAUACCUGCGGGUCCAGCCUGCUGAGGCGAGCAGAGACCUUUGGGGGGUAUGACAGCACCACAGCCGGGCUGGUCAAAGCUGGCAGCUUCAAGAAGAAAGUUUGCGGUGGAGAGCUCCAGGAUCGCCGCCCCCCCCCUGCCAACUUGGAGGAGCCCCCUUUGGCCAGAGAGAAAGGGCUGCAAUUGGGUGAUAAUACGAGACAGGAGCAUCCCGGCCACUUCCUGGAAACGGAGGCAGAGCUUGUUCAAAGGAUACAGACACUCUCUCAGUUGCUUCUCAGCCUCCAGGCAGUGGUGGCCCAGCAGGAGAGCCGCCUGGAGUUGGAGCGCAGCACCCUCCUGGACCGGGAGCGGCAGUUCCGCCUGCAGUCCACCCGGGGCAGCCUGCUGCUGGAGCAGGAGCGGCAGCGCACCUUCGAGAAGCAGCGGGAGGAGCUGGCGGCCGUGCAGAAGCAGCAGAGCCAGCUGAAGUGGGAGCGGGGGCGCUGGGAGCGGGAGCGGGAGAGCCAGCGGCGGGAGGGGGAGGCGGCAGAGGCCCGGCUGCGGGAGCGGGAGGAAGAGGCGCGGCGGCUGCGGGAGCGGCUGGCCCAGGAGCGGCAGGAGCUGGAGCGGCAGCGGGAGGCCUACCAGCACGACCUGGAGCGCCUGCGCGAGGCCCAGCGGGCCGUGGAGAGGGAGCGGGAGCGCCUGGAGCAGCUGCGCAAGCUGAAGAAGCCGCCCUCUGCCGAGAUGGGCCAAGUGCACGCCUUGAGCCAUUCUGCCAGCUUCAACGGGGAAGGGCUGGACGGGGGCGUGGCCAAGCUGAGUGGGCGAGGCAGCGUCUCUGGGACGGACUACCUGGAGCGGGCAGAAGCGGCCCACAGGGAGAGCCCCGCCCUGGAGGGGGGCCGCCUCGUCUUGGCCCUCAAGAGUGAGGUGCCCAUCCACCUGCUGAGUGCCACCAACCAGGCCCAGAAGCAGGCGGCUGUGCAGCAGCAGAUCCCCACCAAGCUGGCCGCCUUCACCAAGGGCAGCAAGGAGAAAAGCGGGAAGGGGGCCGGCAAGGCCUCCCACCGGGCCGAUAGCUCAGGAUCAGUGGACCUGCGGCAACUCCUCCCUUCCAGGGCAGCCGGCAGGGAAGACCCUCUGGCUGGGAGCAGGCACUCCACGAGCCCAGUCUUUCCGCACGGCCAGAGUGCACGCUUCCUGCCAGCAGAACCGCCUGGGCCUGCCGAGGGCAGCCAGCCUGAAGCACUGCCUGCUUCUGCCAACCUCUUCAAGCCCAACAGCGUUCACGCCCUUCCACCUCCCCUGCACGAUGAUGCUGGCAAGGAGGACGUUAUCUUUUUCUGAUGGGCACCAAGGAGAGCUGCUUCUUCGCCCCACGGGGAGUUGGGAGUCCCUGCCGUUGGCUCUGUGGCUCAAGACAGAGGCCAGGAGACACCAUCCAAAGCAGGGAGGCUGCUCUUUGGGAUUCCUCCAGACGGCCGUGUGCGUUGACGCCUGGACUCUGCCCGCCUUGCUCUCCAGGCGGAUGCUGCAGUCGCAGCCCAUUUGCGGUUGCCGAGGGCGGUCCUUUCCCACAGCUGCAUUUUGAAACAACCACUCUGAAGUCAGCCUCUCUGGCUCGGAGGGCCACACAAGGACUUUGGAGAAGCCGAAGAGAGCUUGACUUGGGAGGGAGGGUUGCACUAGUCACCUUGCCGUCUCUCAGAGGACGCUCCUUCCUCCCCCUCCUCGCUCUGCCAGCAGCAGGUUCCCUACAGGGAGGAGGGGUGGAUUGUUGCUCCCGUCAGAGACGGGCAAAAGGGCAGCUGGAUCCCUGGCAUAACGCCCUUGCCAGCAAAGGGUGGGGUCAGUGGCUGCUGCGAUGGCUGUGGCUCUGUGCCUCAGGCGGAAGGGAUGGAGAGCCUUGGACUUUAAAAAGCAACCAUGAGCAGACUUCGCUUCCGUCCUCAGCCAAGAGAGAAUGGGAGCCUCCAUUGCCUGCUUUGUUAGUCCUUCAUGCCAGUCCAACUGCUCUGUGGCCUCUUGUGCGCUGAUGUCAUCCGUGUCUGCCAUCCAGUUCCCCCCGUUGCUGAGAACCGAUCUGCUGGGCCUCAAGCGAUUCCCCUGGUGCUUUUCCUGCAUUAAAGGGGCCUUUUCAAAAGGGACCAUCUUGGGAGGGAGCUAGGCAGCAGCUGCCCAGGCUGGCUUCCCACAUGAACGCUCUUCCCAUUAAGGGCCACUUUUCUCAACAGUCCAUGUGUGGACGAGAUGGCCUUGUCCCUUAAGUUUCAGUGGAAGUGGCAGAUCCAACUGGAAAAGAGUAAUUCAAAUGGUCUACAAACAUUUUCCUCUGCCCACCCACCCCCCAAAAAACCCAUUGUUGUAUGAUUUAAGUAUUUAUUUGUUUAUUGUGUAAGUCUCCUUGACACCUUUGGGUAUAAGGUGACAUAAAUAAAUAAGAUAGCGCAGAAAUAAAGCUAUAAUAAUAAUAAUAAUUUA
Molecule: messenger RNA, 5941 nt
Organism: Rhineura floridana
Lineage: Eukaryota; Metazoa; Chordata; Lepidosauria; Squamata; Rhineuridae
Gene: ARHGEF18
Product: Rho/Rac guanine nucleotide exchange factor 18
Exons: 31
Coding region: 131-4807 (1558 amino acids)
Biological process (GO): small GTPase-mediated signal transduction
Molecular function (GO): guanyl-nucleotide exchange factor activity
Source: RefSeq, a predicted model, not a curated record